Molecule: messenger RNA, 2017 nt
Organism: Helianthus annuus (common sunflower)
Lineage: Eukaryota; Viridiplantae; Streptophyta; Magnoliopsida; Asterales; Asteraceae
Product: R-linalool synthase QH1, chloroplastic
Exons: 7
Coding region: 52-1806 (584 amino acids)
Biological process (GO): diterpenoid biosynthetic process
Molecular function (GO): terpene synthase activity; magnesium ion binding
Source: RefSeq, a predicted model, not a curated record
UACACAAACCUUUUAUAGACCAAUUUAUUAGUUUUUACCAUCUCUUUGGGUAUGGCUUCAAUGUGCUUUUUUUCUUCUUCAGUUCUCCAUUACGAAAGUUAUCAUAAUAGAAGUAGGCAAGUGCAUAUUCACAAGCGAUCAGUAUAUUCAUCACAAUCUACAUCAAUGGCUUUAACUGCGGUUGAACCCCUCGCUAGACGAUCAGCAAACUAUGCGCCAUCACUAUGGUCAUUUGAUGAUAUUCAAUCACUUUCUAGUGAAUGCACAGGAGAAGAUUACAAGGCAAGAGCAGAUACGUUAAAGGAUGCUGUGAAAAUGAUGAUACCCAAAGUGGGAAAUCUAUUGAGUACCCUGGAGCUGAUUGAUGAUUUGCAGAGACUUGGAAUAUCAUAUCAUUUUCAGGAUGAACUAAGAAACCUCUUGGAGAAGAUUUACUACAAUUACUACAAAACUAACGACAAGUGGCAUACAAUGGAUUUGAACCUUAAAGCCCUUGGAUUUCGACUGCUGAGACAACACGGUUAUCAAGUUCCUCAAGAGAUAUUUCAAAACUUUAAGGACAAGACUCAAGAUCUUAAGCCACACUUGAUCGAGGAUAUGAUGGGAGUGUUGAAUUUGUAUGAGGCUUCUUAUCAUUCGUUCGAGGAUGAAGGUAUACUGGACGAUGCCAGAGAAUUUACAUCAAAAUAUCUCAAAGAAAAUCAAGACCAGACUGAUGAGAGUAUAUCAGAAUUAAUAAGCCAUGCUUUGGAGUUUCCACUGCACUGGAGAGUGCCAAGAGUAGAGUCGAAGUGGUUUGUCGAAGUAUACGAGAGAAGAAGUGGCAUGAAUCCAAUAUUGUUGGAGCUUGCAAAAUUGGAUUUUGAUAUGGUUCAGGCUGUUCAUAUUGAAGAUCUAAAACACACAUCAAGGUGGUGGAAAAAUACAAGAUGGGAUACGAAGUUACCCUUUGCUCGUGACAGAUUGGUGGAGAAUUUUCUGUGGACUAUAGGUUAUAGUUACCUACCUCAGUUUAGUCUUGGAAGGAGAAAUCUAACAAAGGUCAAUGCUUUGGUUACUACUAUUGAUGAUGUCUAUGAUGUGUAUGGUACUUUAGAUGAACUUGAACUGUUUACGGAUGUUAUCAGCAGAUGGGAUGUCAAUGCAAUCCAAGUGCUUCCGGAUUAUAUGAAGAUAUGUUUCCUUGGAUUCUACAACACAGUAAAUGAGAUUGCAUAUAACACAAUGAUAAAAUCAAGAAUCCUCAUCCUUCCGUACCUAAAGAAAGCAUGGGGAGAUUUAUGCAAGUCUUACCUUGUAGAAGCAAGGUGGUACGAUAGUGGAUAUACACCAACACUAGAAGAGUACCUAGACAAUGCUUUUGUAUCAAUAUCAAGUCCUUUAGUACUAAUGCAUAUUAAGUUUUCAACAUCAUUUGGUUCAACCGAAGAGAUCCAGCAGUGGUUGGAAGAAUCUGAGAAUAUAGUUCACCAUGCAGCACUAAUCUUCCGACUCGCUGAUGACUUGGGGACAUCCUCGGACGAAAUGGAAAGAGGGGAUAUUCCAAAGUCAAUCCAGUGUUACAUGCAUGAGAGUGGUGCUACUGAAGAGGAAGCUAGAAGGUAUAUAAAAAAAUUAAUCAUGAAAUCAUGGAAGAAACUUAACAAAGAACGAUCAAGUGCUAAAUCUCAGCUUCUACGGGAGUUUAUUGACUAUGCAAUGGACAUUGAUAGAAUGGCGCAAUUCAUGUACGGUAAAGGUGAUGGCCAUGGUCGCCCAAAUGUGACAAAAUCUCAUGUAUUAUCAUUGUUGUUUAAUCCUAUCUAAGGGAUAUAACUGUCAGUCAUCCGUGUGUAUCUUAUACUUAGGCUACACUUGAAUUGAAUUUUAUUAAUAAAAUAAGAUGUUAAAGCAACCUAGUCAUGACUUGUAUAAGGAAGAAUCUAUACAUGACAAAGAAGCUACCUUUUCGUAUUAUAUUGAGAUUUUACAGGAUUAGAACAGUUUAUUUUGUAUUGUAAUUGCAUUUUUAUAAAAU